Homalodisca vitripennis (glassy-winged sharpshooter) is the source of this 2196-nucleotide messenger RNA. RefSeq names its product alpha-tocopherol transfer protein-like. Gene Ontology annotation, cellular component: membrane. NCBI's taxonomy places the organism in Eukaryota, Metazoa, Arthropoda, Insecta, Hemiptera, Cicadellidae. Gene Ontology annotation, molecular function: phosphatidylinositol bisphosphate binding. The transcript is spliced from 9 exons. Bases 109 to 1116 code for a protein of 335 amino acids. The record is from RefSeq and is a predicted model, not a curated record.
UAUUGAUCAGUUCGCGGCAAAAAUGGCGACAUAGUCUCUUGAGUCGAUAGACUGCGGAACCUAGACUUUUGACACCUGUUCCUGACAUGGACUGGACAUAAACAGGCGAUGCCAGAGUACACCGGUGACCAGGCGGAUGCGGUCCAUAGCCUCCAGGGCGAGUGGGCCCAGAGAGCCUUCGUGGAGCUGAAUGAGUCGCCGGAGGUAGCGGUGGAGGCUCUUCAUGAACUCAAGCUGAGAAUAGCAGACGAUCUCGACCUGCACGCGUGCACUGAUGAUGCCUUUCUCUUGCGCUUUCUUCGAGCCCGCAAAUUUAACACCACUAAAGCUUUUGCAUUGAUUCAGAGAUACUACCAGAUGAAACUGGAGUGUCCUGAUCUGUUCAGGACUCCCAGACCUUCAGAAAAGACACAUGUUCUGGAGAUGCAAGCCCAGUGUGUCUUGGAUGACAGAGACCAUAACGGCAGCCGAGUGUAUAUCUUCAGAGUUGGACAAAUUAAAUCUCUUACCACUCUUGCUGCCAUCAAAAAGACUGGUGGAAUGGCUCACCCCAAUACUUCUUCAGCAGUGCAUGGAACAGGUAACUCUGAAAAGUGCGACACGUCGCGUAUCACAGUCGAGGACGUGUUCAGCACGAACGUGUUGGCGUUAGAACACGUUGUGAGAGAGCCGGAGACACAGGUGGCCGGUAUCACCGUGAUUGUGGACAUGACGGGGUUCGGGCUGCAGCAACACGCCAAGUUCCUUUCCCCGUACUAUGCUCGCCGAACUGUUGACGUCAUACAGGAAACGUUUCCGUUGCGCUUCAAGGGAUUCCAUGUGAUCAACCAACCGUUCUACUUCGAUGCUGUAUUCGCCGUCCUCAAACCCUUCCUCAAAGAGAAGAUCAGACAGAGAAUAUAUCUUCACGGGAAGGAUCUGAAUUCCCUCCACUCUUAUGUGGACGCCAACAUACUUCCAGCGGAGUACGGAGGACUUCAAGGGGAGCUGGACAACACGCGCUGGAGACAACAGCUCCUGGUGCUGGAGGAGGAAUUCAUGGAAAUGGAAACGUACGGCUACAAGGGGCAAAGUGAACAGCCUGCCAAACAAACCGAAGAGAUAGAUCUGCUUUAAAGUUGACCUUGUAUGUAAAUAAAUAAGCUUGCGAUCUUCACCUUUGUUACCUUUUUCUUACUCUCUGUUAUUUGUUGUGAUGUUGCAAAUACACCUAUAACAACUUAGAUAUACGAAUUUAAAUUAUACAUUAUUGAAUUUUAAUUAUUGUCUAAUUUGUGUCUCAGAUGAUUGAUUUUAUGCUUUAAAGUUUUGUUAAAGUAAAGGAAUGGAGAACAUUUGAAGUGAAAGUACAAGGGUUAGAAAGUAAUAGGAGUGAAAUGUGUAUUUAUAAAGGGGAAGGGUGUUGAUUUAUGUAUAUCUGUUUAAUAUAUGUAAUUAAAUACUAAAUUAUGUAAUAUUGUGCGAAAUAGAAAAUUAUUACCAUAAAAGUAUUUUGGAAUUAAAAAAAUAUAAACUAUACAAUUAUUAUUUAAGCUUUAAAAUGGUUUCAUCGUUUUGGAUUUUCAAAUAAAAAUCUAAAAUUUUUUUAAUGUUGCCAUAUUAAAUUUACCAAAAACUAUGGCAUUAAUAUACAUAAGUAAGAAUGCCGUAUUGAAAUAAAGAUAAUAUAAAUAGCUUUUUUAAAGAUUGUAGUUUAGUUUAAUAAUCGAUAAAACAUUCUGGGAGACGUUGAUGUUUUAACAUGUUUACAAUUUAAAUACGAUAAAAUUAUCAUUUCAGUCUAAACACGAAGUUGUUGUGAGUAUCAGUAAAAAGUUGUCUGUGAGAAAUGCCUUAUUUAUUUUCUAGUUUUAUUUAUAUAUGUGUGUGUAUAUUUUUCAACAUUUCUUCAUUUUACUACAAGUAAAAAAAUGUUUUGUUUUGUUAUUGUGUACUAAUUUAAACUUUGUCAUCUUUUGAACAAGUUUCACUGACUCCCAUACACGCACAAACAUUUAACGAACAUUCUGUUGUUAUGUAGAUAGGUUAUUGGUUGUUGCAAAGUUGAACCGUUUUAUGUAAAAAAGAUUUCUAUUCCUGUUUUGUAAAGGUGUACAUUUAGUAGAACCUAUAUCAAUGUAAUAUUUUAUAUUUGAGUGUAAUUAGUUUUUUAUGUCGUUACGCUUCAAGUGAUAAUAAAUGUGAUUUUGUUUCUCA